This is a messenger RNA of Wyeomyia smithii (pitcher-plant mosquito), 2612 nucleotides long. RefSeq names its product proton-associated sugar transporter A-like. NCBI's taxonomy places the organism in Eukaryota, Metazoa, Arthropoda, Insecta, Diptera, Culicidae. The coding region runs from base 628 to 2271 and encodes 547 amino acids. Gene Ontology annotation, cellular component: membrane. The record is from RefSeq and is a predicted model, not a curated record. The transcript is spliced from 7 exons. Gene Ontology annotation, molecular function: sucrose:proton symporter activity.
AGCUGGUGCAACGUGGUAUGCAGCUGUCUAGCCGUAAUUUAUAGCUGAAAAGUGCCGAAUAUUCGGAGCAAGUUAAUCUUUAUUGGGGGUCCUCAAAUCUUGACUAGCAGACACCUAGUCGCAGAAUGACUUAUGAAUCGUGAUAUUAACUCGUUAUCUACUGAGUUGGUGUAUUUCUGAACCGAGACAAGAUUUCGUAUAAAAUGAGCUAUACCGUUAGCUGACGUUUUUAGUCGGUUUUAAGCGAUCAAUUGAUCCGUUUGUGUACUCGGUUGGAUUUUCAGAACAAAAAUAAUACUCGGAAGGUGAAGUGUGGCUACGCGUGCGAUUAAUCACAUUGGAAAACUGAACCGUGCUACCGGAAACAGGAAAACCACUUAUCAAUCCAUUAUGUUAAUUAUGAUGGAAAGUUUUUUAGCGGUAAACGCGUCGUUAGUGCGCGAUUAGAACUCAUUCAUCAUUAGUUCAGAAUCCGCCGAGUGCCAAGAACAGAAACUUUCGCUCGCAGAAGGUGAUACUAGCUAAGUGCGCUACCAGCUGUUCCAAAGUAUCCCGGUUUGAUUUGGGCUGAAGAAUUUUUGUUUUUGUUUAUUUUCUGCCGAAACCGGUAAUUUGUGCAACGUUGCGAUGAAUGGCGAUAUGACAGAAGUGAACGGAUUCCACCAGCAGCGUAGCGAUGCUGCCAUCAUGGAGAGUAUGCUGCUGGUGCGGUUCGAGCAUGCCAAACGACAGGACAAAGAUUACUCACAUCUGUUCAGGAAAAAAACCCGCCUGGAAAUUAUACGACUAUCUUUCUACCAGCUGGGCGUCGAGUUCUGCUAUGCGGCCGAAACGGCUUUCGUGACACCGCUGCUGUUGAGUAACGGCCUCAGCUAUACCUUCAUGACCAUGGUGUGGGCCUUUGCACCGGUUCUAGGUUUUUUCUUCGCACCAAUGAUUGCCUCCUUCAGUGAUCGGGUGCGGUGUGCCUGGGGCCGACGGAGGCCAGUGCUGCUGGCCCUAGGUUCGGCGUGUAUUACGGGGCUUCUGAUCCUGCCACACGGCAAGGCGAUCGGAAUACUACUAGGGGAUGAAGACGUUCCGGUUGAACUGAUGACUGGCUUUCGGUGGGGUAUCCUGGUGACGGUGAUCGGUUUGGUGCUGACGGAUUUUGACGUCGAAACGAGCAGCGGAGUAGGGCGAACCUAUUUCAUGGAUGUUUGUAUUUUGGAUGACCACGCUCGGGUUCUUACCACGGCAAUGGUGAUAGGUGGUAUUGGCGGCACUGGAGGUUAUAUGCUAGGGGCUAUUGACUGGCUUCAAACAGAUCUCGGUUCCCUCAUGGGAAGCAAUGAAGCGACUGUAUUUGCAACCGUAGUCGUGGUUCUGGCCGUUGGCCUUAUUGUGUCACUUACCAGCUUUCGAGAAGUGUCACUGCCACGGAUGGAAAAGGACGAACUGUUGCGGCCGAUCACUAAAACCCGCUUCGAGACAGAGAAACGCAAGCAGCUGACUAUUGUCUAUAACAUUUCUAAUCUUGUGGUUGAUCCGAAAAAGCCACCUAUUUCUACCAGCAUUCCAAUCGAAGAUGACGAACCACCGCUCACCUUUUCCCACUUCAUGAAGGGUCUGUGGAACAUGCCUCGAUCGUUACUGAUUCUCUAUCUGACGCAAUUGCUCUCUCAGCUAGGAUAUCUUAGCUAUUGUCUUUACUUUACGGAUUUUGUCGGAAGUGCCGUUUUCCGUGGUGAUGUUGCUGCACCUGAAGGAUCUCCUGAGCUGGCCCUGUAUGAAGAAGGUGUCCGGUUUGGUUGCUGGGGAAUGGCUCUGUUCACAUUUUCUGCUGCUCUCUACUCACUUUUCAUAGAAAAGAUUAUCAAAUGUUUCAGUACUCGUCCUGUUUACAUAGGUGGUCUACUGACCUACAGCAUCGGAAUGCUACUCAUGGCCCUGUUUAACGAGCGCUGGAUGGUAUUUGUGAGCUGUCCUACGGUCGGCAUUAUGUAUGCAACAAUCUACUCAAUUCCAUUCCUAGCCAUUUCUCAGUAUCAUGCGAAUGAUUCGUUCGCCAUGAAGGAUGGAAAGCUAGUCGAGUGCAGUCAUCGUCGUGGUUUCGGGGCAGAUGUCUCUGUGAUGAGCAGUAUGCUGUUCCUUGCUCAGCUCAUAAUUUCGCUCGCUAUCGGAAGCAUUAUAGACGCAGUUGGCAGUACGACGGUGGUAAUCUAUUCGGCAAGCUUAUUCUCGUUUCUCGCCGCGAUUGCCGCAAGCCAGGUGCUGUAUAUGGAGCUUUAAGCGUGUUACCGUUGCUGGUGCUGCAGCUGCCUUCGAGCAACACAAACCGUAACAUAGCGUUACGUACGCGGUGUUUAUUUGAGCGACCCGCGAAUCCGGUGCAAUCAAUAUAAGACGCAUUCUUCUCUUCCCGCUACACCCCAUCUCUUACACAACCGUCCACGUAGUGGCAAUUCGACAGUCAGAGUCCAGCUCACAUCAAAUGAAACAGCCGUUGGAAGUGGAAAGCUGUGAUUUCUUUCCAUUGUAGACAAUUGUUGAAAUGUGAUAUACUUUCUGGUACGUCCGUCUGUGCCGGGAUUAUUUAUUUUAUUUCAAAUUAAAUAUCUAAACUUACUCUA